AUGGUACGAUUAAAUGUUGAUCAAAUGAGCCGUUAUGUUAGUCCAGUUAAUCCAGCUGCUUUUCCAACACUUAGCAUAGUUUUAUUAGGUAUUGGCAUAUUUUUGAUGUCAUGGUUUUUUGUUUAUGAGGUCACAAGUACAAAAUAUACUCGUGACUGGAAAAAAGAAAUUCUCAUUGCUCUUGUGGCAUCAUUUUUUCUUGGUUAUGGUGGUUUAUUUCUUUUACUUUGGGUUGGAAUUUUUGUUUGA
This is a messenger RNA of Rotaria sp. Silwood2, 249 nucleotides long. Lineage: Eukaryota; Metazoa; Rotifera; Eurotatoria; Philodinida; Philodinidae. The record is from the annotation of a GenBank genome assembly.